AUGCUAAAACUCAUUAUCGCAUUGCUCACUUUUUAUAGCACAUCUGCUAAAAUGAUGAAAUAUGGUGGUCUGACCAACGCAAGGACUCCAACAGACGAAGAACGAGCAAAACUGGAACCGUUGCUCCUGGAAAAGUUGGAAUCUCAUUUGUGCACCAAGCCCUCGUUCGCUGAAGUUGUUCAACUCUCCACGCAAGUGGUGGCAGGGACUAACUAUUUCGCUAAGGUGUUACUGAUUUUUUAA
Molecule: messenger RNA, 243 nt
Organism: Dicrocoelium dendriticum
Lineage: Eukaryota; Metazoa; Platyhelminthes; Trematoda; Plagiorchiida; Dicrocoeliidae
Source: the annotation of a GenBank genome assembly